Halteromyces radiatus is the source of this 609-nucleotide messenger RNA. RefSeq lists its product as uncharacterized. The transcript is spliced from 8 exons. NCBI's taxonomy places the organism in Eukaryota, Fungi, Mucoromycota, Mucoromycetes, Mucorales, Cunninghamellaceae. Bases 1 to 609 code for a protein of 202 amino acids. The record is from RefSeq and is a predicted model, not a curated record.
AUGCUUUUGGUUAUCUCUUUGGUGCUGGUUUUUAUGAUUGUUACAUCAAUAUUGGAACCUGAUGUAGCCAAGGAUAGCGGUCUAUACAAUCAAAUGUUGAAUGGUCAUCAUUAUUUUAUACUUAGCUUUUGGUCAGACGAAGAUCAUGGUGUAUUGAUCUUUGUUUGUUUACUGGCAAUGGACUUGGUCGAGGAUGAUCAGUCUCUAGAAUCGUUUAUGAAUCUAGUGACUGAAUUUUGUGCUCAAGUAGGUGGAGGGCAAAAUGCAACACGUAGGAAAUUCAGUUAUUGUCUGUUGAUCGUGUUGUUUCAUGCUGGAGUCCUUUGGAGCGCUAUACCCAACUGUUAUGAUGAUAUUGGGUUUACAGGUGGUACAAAACAUUCGAUGAUUCUCGUCUAUACAAUAAAGGUGAUGCAAACAUUCGAUGGUGCAGCCAAGAUUAUCGUCUAUAUAAUAAUGGUGAUACAAGCAUCCAAUGAUAUAGCCAAGGUUGCAAACUAUACAAUCAAGCCAAGAUCGACUCCCUUCUUCGCCGGAAUGACUCUGUUAGACUGCCAAUUGAAUCCUGGUCGUACUGGUGAACGUUAUCCUUGUAGUAUAGUUAUGUAG